CCCGUCCCUGGAGGGGUUUAAAAGCCCUGUGGAUGUGGCACUUGGGGACACUCGGGGUGGCCUCGGCAGUGCAGGAUGCUCGGAGGGCUUGGAGGGCUUUUCCAGCCUAAAUGAUCCCGUGCUUCCAUGAUCCUGUGAUUCCCAAGCCUGGUUUAGUGCUAGGGCACCCUGACGAGUGGUGGGGUGGCAUCAGGACAAAUGGUGUCAGGAUGGCUCCAAGGGACACCCUGGCAUCCUGUGCUGGAGAUCCAGGCCGAUGGGACAGAUGGGGACUGUGUCACCUUCGUGCUGCACGACGAGGAUCACACCCUGGGCAACUCCCUGCGCUACAUGGUCAUGAAGAACCCUGACGUGGAGUUCUGUGGCUACUGCAUCACACACCCCUCAGAAAGCAAGAUCAACUUCAGGAUCCAGACCAGAGGAGCCCUUCCUGCUGUGGAGCCAUUCAGGAAAGGGCUGAAUGACCUGAUGGGUGUUUGCCAACACGUGCUCAACACCUUUGAGAGGAGCAUGAAGGAGUUCAGGGCACAGAAGGAGGAGGAGAUGCAGUAGCCUUUGGGAAUGGCAUGGAUGCCCAUGGAUGUGUAACCUCUGUGUUGUAUUCCUUGUGUCCAAACAAGUGUUUUUUUGUUGUUGUUUUUUUUUAUGACUUUGUUGCAAAAUGUAUUUUCUUGAAUAAUAAAGUUUAUUAAUUUA
This is a messenger RNA of Sturnus vulgaris (Common starling), 696 nucleotides long. The record is from RefSeq and is a predicted model, not a curated record. NCBI's taxonomy places the organism in Eukaryota, Metazoa, Chordata, Aves, Passeriformes, Sturnidae.